This is a messenger RNA of Haliotis rufescens (red abalone), 1836 nucleotides long. Its product is annotated as NXPE family member 3-like. The record is from RefSeq and is a predicted model, not a curated record. The transcript is spliced from 4 exons. Bases 145 to 1797 code for a protein of 550 amino acids. Lineage: Eukaryota; Metazoa; Mollusca; Gastropoda; Lepetellida; Haliotidae.
GGUUGUAUUCAUCGCGCAGACAGCAGUCGGGAAGCAGGCGUUCACGAUUUCGACUUCCGUGGCGGCAGAUGACGGUCUGUGGAUUUUGCUAGAUAGGACCCCUACCUUUACCUUGGACACAGACUCACCAAGUCAAUCCAAACAAUGAAGACGGAACUUAUCUUCAUAUUUGUUACGGUAUUCGGACUGCUAUGUUCCUAUCUGCUUGUCUUAUCGUUUAUCAACAGACCGAGUACCUUUCUUCCAAGAUUUGAUUUCAAAAACGGAGUUCGGCGUUCAGCAGAUUGGCUAGGUCCAACGUCGCUGUAUAGGAAAACAGCACCUGGGUUGAAGUCAGUGAAGAACAACACCUUUGCGAGUGCCAUAGCACAGAUGGACCCAAAGACCUGUUCAUAUGCUCCUAAUUCAAACAUUCAACUCGCUUCAUCUAAAACGGACUUCAGACUCGGGGACACAAUUUCUGUUGAAAUCCAACUUUUCGACGCGUACAAGCGGAGAAAAAACAAGGGAGGUGAUAACGUGAGAGUAUGGAUGAGUGAAACGUCAAAAGAUGCGCGCGCAGCAGGCGUUGUCACUGACAACAAGGACGGUACCUAUACAGGAACUCUCAAGGCUCUCUGGACCGGAAGUCCAAAAAUCGAAGCCGCCAUAGCUAGUCGGAAAGAAAACGUGGAUAUCUUCUAUCGGGUAUAUCACGAUUACUACACACUAAGAAACUUAUCAGCGAUGUUCGAGAGCGAUGGCGUCCAGGAGGAAACGUUGUGCCUACCUAUACCAAACAUCCGGAGCUUUGAGAACGUCUGUAACUUGUCAGCCGAAAAUUACGGACUCCCGUUGUAUUGUGGGAAACCAUCACACCGGAAGCUGUUGUGUCACGACUUCACGGGGUUACGUGUGCCGAAUAAACAGCCAUCUCUAUUUACUCCACACGAGGCAAAAUUCUUCGAAGGACACCUGCUACAUCAAAAGCUCCCCACAUCUGUUGCGAUAAAAGUGACGUCAGAGCAAGACACAGUUCCUUUGCCAAGUGUCCCCUGUAACAAAACACCCUUGAGGAAAAGCUGGGAGGCAUCAACACCUGUUGGCUUCUUCUACAAGAAUUCCUGGAAGUCUCUAACUUGUAAAAACACGAUUCCAGUUGAUUCGAACAUAUACAAGGAAUGUCUGAAAAACCGGAGAAUUUGGAUCCAUGGAGAUUCCACUUCAAGAAGUUGGUUCAAUACUUUAACUGAACGUUUAGGCUUGACACUUGUUACAGAGGCAUGGCACCAUUCUAAAUGGCACAAACCGGCAGUAACAAUGGACACGCUGCGGAACAUCACGCUAUUGUUUGUGCCACAUGAGUACCCAUUUUAUCAUGGGCAUACGUUCAGCAAAUUGGCUUAUAACAGAGCAACGCAUGCCUAUCUGGAUGAUCUUCCAAAUAAUUCUCGGGAUAUAUUUCUCAUUCAUUUAUACCUUCAUUUGAACCCCUUCCCUCCAGAGGUUUUUAGAACUCAUAUAAAAAGAAUUGCACAAUCUGUCAAAUCGUUAGUUGCUCGUGCCCCAGGGGUUAAAGUGGCUAUUCGAGGAACUCAUGCUUUCAAGGGUAGGGGCGAGAUAGGGUUUUUGGACGACUGUUGGAUGUUUGUAUACGAUACGAUCCAGCGGGAAGAAUUUAAAGGGCUGGAGAACAAUGUGCUUUUCUUAAAUAAUAUAGAUUUAACAGUGGCCACAGAAAACGACGACCAGCAUCCUAACUCGUUAGCAGUGGAUUCCCUGAUCAAUCAUUUCCUGGGAUCCGUGUGUGAAGGAUGAGGGAUGAGAAAGAUGGGUGUGGUGGAGUGGCGUCUGUGC